Molecule: messenger RNA, 1930 nt
Organism: Paramacrobiotus metropolitanus
Lineage: Eukaryota; Metazoa; Tardigrada; Eutardigrada; Parachela; Macrobiotidae
Exons: 4
Coding region: 94-1836 (580 amino acids)
Source: RefSeq, a predicted model, not a curated record
UGCGUGCACCGUUAUUAAAUGUAAUGUAAACUAUUUUCAGCAGUUAACGGUUUCAGGUUGCAAAAUUUUUUACAAAAUUCUGGUCGCAAUAAAAUGUCUCGCAGAUUCGGCAGUAACGGAAGUGCUCCAGACAAACUACGCCAAAUUUCACAAGGAAACGAGUUGCCCGCCUCGCCUCCCACGUCCGCAUUGGCAUCCCGAGAAAGUCAGCAGCACCGCUUUAAAUUGGAUGGUCUUAGCGCGGACUCAACCACUUCAUCAUCGACAGAUUUUGGUCUUUGCGAGCUCUUACCGAAACGCACAUGGAUCGUCGGGGAUUCCUUCGUCCAUCCCAACUGGUAUGUCCGGAGGAAGAAGACGCGCACCCAGCGUCCCUGGCAGGCCCUGGGCAUGCGCGAGUCGUGGAGAGCCACAGAUAUAAUGGACGAUUUGGAGGCGAGAACCAAUGUGGAGUUGGGCCUGGGCGAUGUCGAGAAGAGACGGUUCGUCAAUGUAAAGGAGUUCGACGAUCCGAGCUUGUUUAAAUUCGACGCCACGAAUGAGGUCAACGAGGUGCUGACGGACCCGGUGUACGAUUAUAAUACGUUCCAUGCGCCCGUACACGGAAAAUCAACGAUAGGAGAAGCUCGGAAAGCGUAUAAGCGGCCCAAAUAUAUCGAUUUGGAUACCAAUUUGAACGCUUCCAAAUCUGCAGCCCAACCUGUAACGGUCAAAGCGCUGAUGUUGGACGGUCAGGUAGCCGCCUUCGUUACAUGCCCAGCCAGUCCAAAAUGCAGCCAAACAUCCGAUACCGUCUUCAAGCUACUUGAAGAAACGCUGGCGAAAUGCAAUACGUUAUUGCCGAAGGAUGAUUUUACCGUUAUCCCGCCAAAAGGGAAGGAUACCAGCAAAAUCCAUGGACCCGACGAAAAGGUCACGAAAAAAGCCAACUCCAAAAAAGCGGCAAUCAAAAGAAGGAAAAAAGGAACGAAAAAAAAGAAACUUGUAAAAAAGGAAAAGCUGGUAGAAAGGUCACUGUCCGAGGAGAAACGCGCGCAACGACAGGCGUUACUGAAGGAAGAGACUCCCGAUCAGGUGUGGUUUGGCUCACCUGGGACGCCACUGGAACUAGCAAACGAUUUUCUGGGUUUGCGUGAAUUAAAGGGAGAAGAGCGCCGUGCAGCUGCGAAACAGUUGAUGUUUAAAGAAGCCGGCCCAGACGAAGUGUUCAAAGCCAAGCGGUGGAGAUGUUUAGCCAAGAAGCACUGGAGAUUCAAACGCGAGCGAAAUAUACUGCAGCGGUAUCUGUACCAGUUGCAGACAGAAUCGACUACACGAAGUCGGAAAUCUUCGGUUCCGAAAACACUGUUACAGGAAAACGCUGACAGUGUGAACGUUGAUCCGCUCCUCACAAACAGCGCAGCAUCUAACCACGUCAUUUCACCGGGUGAUCUGCCACCAGUCGCCUGCGGAAACUCAAGCAGGACAGAACUUCUAUUUGCCAACACUCCAACGAAUGACGGCCUAAUUGACGGAGAUUGGAUUGACGAGGCAGUAAUAAACCGCUUAGCAGAUGACCCCGUAGCCGAUUAUCAACACCAUCCACCAAAUCUGCACUGCGCAACUGGAAAGCGCUUGAAAAUUAAAGCGGUGGCGGAAAGUGCUAACGUGCUGUAUUCCAUGUUUGAUGAUCAUCAUGUAAUGUCAGACAAAAACGCCAGGAAACUGGUGCGAGCCUUCCGACAGUUAGGGUUAAACGCCGUGGAAGUGGAGGACGAAGAUGUUGAGCGUAAUGAGGUGCCAUUCAUUUCUAUGGUUUCCGGUGCAGUGGACAAAGCGAAGGAGCCGGAAAUUUGAAUACCGGCAGUAGAAAACGUACAAAAGUUUAACAGCACAAUAAAAUGAUGGUUAUGCAAAAUUACCUUAUUGCUAAUGGUUUUCUGUGUGGUAC